CCGCUUCCGCUUCCCGCGCUUUGGGCGCGCGCCUUGCCUGAGGAACCGGCUCCUUCCUUCCGCUCCGAGAAGAGUCAGGAACUACAAGUCCCAGCCUGCCCCGGGGCGCUUCCGUCGUCUCCAGCUCAGGGUUUCCAGUUUCCAAACCUGAUGUCACCUCCCAGAAGGAGCAAAGGGAAGAGCCGUUUUCCCCAGAUCUCAGAGGAAAGUGAGAUUCUGAGAGACUGCUGUACAGGUGAUGGGAUGGUGAAUGAGACCAUGGCGCAGGAUCCUCAGCAGGAAGGUGAUGAGGAAGUGGAACCACAUGGGGUGUUACUGCAAAGAUGCAAAGGGAGUGUGUCCAGGAGUAGUGAGCAGGAAAAAGCCAGUGAGAAUCAGUACAGGCCAGAGAAGCAGCAGAGAAACCAGCCAACACAGAAAGCUGGUCAAUCUGUUAAUUAUCAGGGAACUCAGAAAGACAACAAGAAAACCAUGGCCCAGCAGAUUAUCCUCAUGGGAGAAAGAAAUAAAACAUGCAUUGAGUGUGGGAAAAAGUUCAGUAAGCGAGCACACCUUAUUAUCCAUCAGAGAAGCCACACAGGGGAUAAACCCUAUGAAUGCUGUGAGUGUGGGAAAACCUUCGCUCAGAGAUCAAACCUUACUACGCAUCAGAGAAUCCACACAGGAGAGAAACCCUAUGAAUGCUGUGAGUGUCAAAAAUCCUUCACUGAUCACUCAACCCUUAUUAGUCACCAGAGAAUCCACACAGGGGAGAAACCCUAUGAAUGCUGUGACUGUGGGAAAUGCUUCUCUCGGAGCUUACACCUUAUUCAGCAUCAGAGAAUCCACACAGGGGAGAAACCCUAUGAAUGCUGUGAAUGCGGGCAAACCUUCGCUCAGAGCUCACAGCUUAUUAGACAUCAGCGGAUCCACACAGGGGAGAAACCCUAUGAAUGCUGUGAAUGCGGGAAAACCUUCACUGGUAGUUCAAACCUUAUUAGCCAUCAGAGAAUCCACACAGGGGAAAAACCCUAUGAAUGCUGUGAGUGUGGGAAAACAUUCACUGAUAGCUCAACCCUUAUUAGUCACCAGAGAAUCCACACCAGAGAGAAACCCUAUCGAUGCUGUGAAUGUGGGAAAACUUUCUCUUGGAGCUCAGCUCUUAUUCAACAUCAGAGAAUCCACACAGGGGAGAAACCCUAUGAAUGCUGUGAGUGCAGGAAAACCUUUUCUCAGAGCUCAGCCCUUAUUCAACAUCAAAGAAUCCACACAGGGGAGAAACCCUAUGCAUGUUGUGAGUGCGGGAAAACCUUUGCUCAGAGCUCAAAACUUAUUAGACAUCAGAGGAUCCACACAAGAGAGUGACCCUAUGAAUUUUAUGAAUAUGGCAAGUUCUUAUAUCCGAACUCAGCCUUUCUUUAUCAUUAGAGAUGCUGCAAGGGAGUAGGAGACCAUAUAAACCCUGUCUAGAAAAGAAUGUUUUCCUUUUGCUAAUUCCCACGUAAUGAAAUUAAAGGCAUCAUUUGUGUCCCUGUGAUAUUUCAGUUCCCCUAGAUGAGUUGUCUGCUUUUCCCUUCUGUAGCACAUCUUCCCUUAGGGAGAAUCCCAGAGUCUUUAUGAUCAACUGCUUUGUUCUAUGUCAUGGAAGUGUGUCUCUCAAACAAGAAUGUCCAUCAACUCCAGAAGUUUAAUGUACUGGAGCCUUGAUUCCACUAGGAUUUACCUAGCUUCAAUUAGCAAUCUUGAUGUAAAGACAAGGUUUUUUUCAAUUAAAAAAAAAAAUUACCGUGGCCACUAUAAAUGGACUAUCAAAUUUUGUGAAGACCUGAGAUAACAUCCAUCAUUUUUCCUAGUGUAAACAAAUUCGGAGCAUCACAUUUAUACUUUUCCUCCCACUGCAAAGCAAUUGUUGGUUACCACAUUCCCUCGCUAUGGACAGAUUGUCUCAUUCCCAGUUGUUUUCACAUUGCACUGGGUUCUGCUGAAUGUUUUUAUACCAUUUUAAAUACAUAUAAAGAUAACAAAGAGAAGGAGCAGGAUUAGGGAUAGGAAAAUACAAGUUUUUUCAACCUCUGUGACACCUGAAAAAGAAGUGGUGAGUCGCAGGGAUUACUCCAGCAGUGUUUCUCUCUUUGAUCCAGAAUUUAUGUAGAAUUAGUUUUCCACUUUCUACACCUCCACCUCUCACUGUUGUCUUAUGAUUCAGUGUUAUCAGCCCUCUGCGUGGGAAUAACACUUGGAUUUGAUCCUAAACCAUAGUAAUUCAGGACCUGAGAUGAAAGUGUCAAAUACCUGGAAGGGGAAUUUAAUUAAUCUCAACUGUAGUAUAAUAAUUUGGAGUUCAAAUCUCAGUUUCCAACAAUUGGAAAGCCUUUUCUAGGAUUUUUCCUAUUGAGAUGGGAUUGUUUGGAGAUGGAGAGGCUGGGAUUUUUUCCAGUUAUGAUGAUGCUGGAAGUUUUGUAAAUGAUACCACUCAAUAGUAAUGAGUGAAGCAGGUUUCAAUGAGUCAGAAGAGAACAUAAUGGGAGAAUAUCUUGUUUUGAUUCUGAGUCAUCACCUUUAACUUGCUCUGGAAUUUCUAGUUCAGCGGUCCCCAACCUUUCUGUGGGAAUAGCACAUUGGCGCCCGCCACAGUCUGUUGGGAAUAGCAAACACCCCACCUCCGAAAUGCUGCUGAGAAGUGGCAGUGGAAAGAAGCCUCACCGCCGAGAAAUGGCAACGCUUCUCGAUGGCAUUUCGGCAGGCCAUUCUCAGGUGGCUGUGCCCGGCGGUGGCAUUUCAGCAGCAUAGUGUCCUGCGGGCGUUGGGGACCCCGUUCUAGUUAGUCUUUUCUUAUUUUAUUUUUGCUUUUCCCUGCCCCCUCCAUGAUGAGAUGGAGAAACUUCAAGUGCAGUUUAAUCAAACAGGAGAGAAUACUCCAAACUUACUGUUUUUACGUCUCGCAUCUGAAAUGGUCAACAGCAGCCCACCCCAAAUUGCACAACUAACUGAAAUAAACUGGAUACAAUCAAUCAGAGUGUUGUUCAGUUGUUUAGGUCAAUAUUGUAUCACAUGAUCCAGGGAGAGAAUUCCACAGUAAGUGACUAGGAACUAAGCAAAAGGUGCAUGUGUUUGUUUCCCAAGGCAAUUGUGACCCAGACUCGUGACAGACGAUAUCCCAGUGUUCACACCCUACACACAUUUGCAGUAAUUUUAGUGCAAGGCAUUGAGAGAUUACACUCCAUAUCCUUUAUGAAAAUAUGCUUAUGGUAUGGAUAUGACAUAAUAGAAAUCCUUUCUGCAAGAUGGCUCAUGUAAGAUAUCAUUGGACAGGUUAUGAUUUACUGAAUGUGAUUAUCCAAUGUAUUUGCAUGUAUCAUUUCUUUAGCUAAAGUUGGAAUAUCAGCUAUGUAACAAUUACAACUCAGAGUGUAUUGGGAAGAUACCCACCAGAUGAUAGGCCAUCAGAUUUGAUGGGCCAUCAGAAAGACACAACAAGACUGGAAAGAUACUAAUCUCUCUCCUUCCUGGGAUCUAGCAGUGUCACAGCUACAUCAGGUGGUCUUGUCUCCUGAUACUAAACAUUAUCUUGGACUUCUUGUAACUUUCCACUACAAGGAGAAGGAGUGUCAAGUUUGGGAAGCAAAAGAUUCCUAGCUUAUGUAAAUCUUAGGGAAGGGUGGGGAGGAGGGCAAUCGAGACUUUCCUCCAUUGUCUUCCCAAGAAGAAGGACUGCUGAAAGUACCUGGAGGAACAGAGGAACUAACCUGAAGGGAAAGGCAGGGGAGAGUCCAGACCGAGGCAGGGUUCUGGUCUGCAAGAAGAAAUAACUGGGACUUUGAGCAACAGAAACUCUUCAUUCUGCCUAAUUCAACAUUUAGGGUAAGAAACUACAUUCGGUAUUCUGUAUCUUUAGUGAAUCAAGCUUAGUUUGUGUGUUUUGUUUUAUUUGCUUAGUAAUCUGCUUUGAUCUGUUUUAUACUCACAAUUUUUCUGUAGUUAAUAAAGUGACUAAGUGAUAGCAAACAGGUAAUCUGCUAUGAUCUAACAAAUAAACAAGAAACUGCAAACUAAGCCUACUAUACUAGGUAAAUAGAAUUUGAAUUAGCAAUUUCUCACCCUGACUGAUAAUACAAGCAGUCCACCAAGUUUCCAUACACAGGUUCGAAAUCUCUUUAGCCUGGGACCAGCACUUCCCCCAGUUCAGUCUUUGUUCCUCAGAUAUUUCCAGGAGUUCUCUUGGGUGGGGAGUGAGGCCCAGAGAUGAUGUCACUCCUCAUUUUAUGUAGUUUUUCCAUGUGAUGGGAACCCUUUGUUUCAAACUAAGUUCACAGCCCAGUUUGUGGAAAGAUCUAGGUACCAAACUGGAGCUCAGUGUCAUGUGGUCUGGUCACAUGCCCUUGCCUGCCUUGCUGAGUCAUAGCAGCCAUUACUCAGAUUGUCUGGUGCGUUCUCAAGAAGGCUGAGCUCUUCCAUGCUCCAUUGUCUUUGUUGAUGAGCCAUCACCACUUGUCUAGCUUCUACAUUGUUGUACCUGAAAGGCUAGUUCUGGAUGUUACCCAGAGUAAGCACAUUUGAAAUACAGAUACCUAGUCAAUAUUCAUACCUCCAGAUACAAAAAUGAUACAGGCAUACAAAUAGGAUAAUCAUAUUUAGCAAAUCAUAACUUUUCAAUGGACACCUUACAUGACAUAUUUGUACAAGAUGCAUUAUAGUACAUCAUAUCAUGAUCAUAUCAUAAUGAUACCAGUAUGAUGAAUAUGGGGUGCAGUGUCACAGUGGUGAAACCUUGCAAAAGACAGGCUGUGAGCAGAAGUCAAGCUCUGCCUGCAUGGAGGCUCACAGAAUCUGUCAACAGGGCUCAUAUUGCAAAAACAUUCACAUUCCUGAGAAGUGUUAGGCUCAGGACAUUCACAGAAACACAUUCCAGAAGGAUGGUAUCAGAACCCCCUGACUUCUCUUAAAGAUGGGGUCAGGAUGACAGUGUGAUGGAUAGAGAUGUUUUGAUCGUACCAACAUGUACAAGGUAAAGGGUGGUUACUGACCAUAUCAGAGGGGCAAUAUGAAAUUUGUUUGUAUCAGUGUACAAAAUAGAGUCUUGGAGGAAGUGUCUUUGGCUAGCCUAGGGGAAGUGGAAAGUCCCACCACUGACAGAGCUGGUCCAUUGUGACAAGCAUACUUGUGGUAGUGGUCCUGUAGAGUCUACAGGAUACUAGGACUGUGCUUCAUUAAUAAAGUUGGCUGGGUGCCUUUGCUACUAAACAGGUCUGUGGUGAUGGGGCAGUUUGAUCAGAACCUGAUGUAUGGGCUAUCUGGCCAGAGCCAGUGCAACACAGAGAGAACACACACAUGCAGACAUCUGACAACUGCAGUGUUAUAUGCGAAGUAGUAAACACAAGCUGCAAUCAUGACUAAUAGUAUGUUAUCCAUAUAAAGCUGGGGAGUAGCCAAAACCAAUUCCUCAGAGGCAAAGGGCAGCUGAUGCCUCACCCAAGUGUAAACAAGGGUGAUGGACCAUUGCCUGCGAAUUGACCAUUCUUUGCCAGGAAAGGGGCUGGGCAAAAAAUUCUACAUUUUAGCAAAGAAACAUGGAGUUCCUGUUCACACAGAUUACCUGUAGUCUUGCUCCCAGCUGGGAAUGCUUCUCAAAGUGGGAACAGGACUAUAAAACAAAGGGGCAGACCCCACCCCCCCCAACACCCCUUUUCUCUCCCUGCUCAUUGGAUUCUCUGCACCUGUGAAGACAAAAUGACACAGCCCUUAAGCUUUGAUUGAGGUGUUCUACUCAGCACGUGCUUCAGGAGUAAGACUACUGAAGCACAUGCUGAGAAAAAUUUGCUUUGAAACUAAGAAUUUCUUAAGUAUGUGUUAGGAAGCAUUUUAUCUUUAUUUUUUGUAACCAUUUAUGACUUUUAAGCCACAUUACCUGUACUCUCAUAAAAUCUCUUUGUAGUUGUUAAACUUGUUUUCUGUGUUAAAUACAGUGUGUUUAAACUGAAGUUUCUGAAUAGCUAUUUGAAAUAAUAAGAUGGUAUAUUAUUCUUUUAAAGGUUUAUUGGACUUCAAAUAUUUUGUAGUGUCCAGGAGAGUACUGGGCAGUACAAGACAUACAUUUCUGGGGAAAAUCUGGGACUGGGGUGUGUGUGUUAGGGCUCACUAUAAAGUGUAGUAGAAAGAGAGCCUAAGACAUGAGGUGUGGUAAAAGGGGCCUGGUGUAAGGCCUAAGGCUGCUACUAAAUUCAGGCCCUGCUGAGAGAAAGCAAAGUUAGCAAGAGUCAAGGUAUGAGCAGCAGUCAGGCCCUGUUACAAAACAUGCUUAUGUGGAAGUUCACAGGACCUAGCAGUGUUAUGCUUAUAAGAAGCAUACACAAUUUUUUAAAAAGAGGGUAAGGCAAUAUGCUACAUUUAUUGAGAGUACAGUUUAAGCAUUAAAAUCAGCAUAUGCUUUCAUACAUGCACACACACCAAAAGGUUCUGCAACUGGAUCUUAUAGUUACCAGUCCAUAGUGUUGCUUGGUCAGUUCCAGUGGCCAGCUGAAACUGCACACGAGGGAGGGGAGCUGGACUUCUGUCAAACACAUUCAAAGCUCUGAUGUUGAUGCAGAAUGAACCCAAAGUCCCACAGCAAUACACCUUUCUUUUAUGGUGAUAAGUUCCCAUACAAGUCUCUGGACCUUGCUGUGUCAUACCAGAGCUGUCAAUCAUGAGGUAUUCAAGGUUGCUCUUAAUUAGCAUUAUUUUGAGUUGUUACCAGGAGGAUCCACAAUUGUUUCUUAUCUUGUCCUUAUGGCUCAACUCCUUCUCUUGUCCUUGGGGUGUAUGCCUUUAGGGUUGUCAAUUUGCCAUCCGGGUGAUUGAUAAUAAAGAUGGUGUCUCUUGACUCCUCCACUCCCUUCUUGA
Molecule: messenger RNA, 6858 nt
Organism: Caretta caretta (loggerhead turtle)
Lineage: Eukaryota; Metazoa; Chordata; Testudines; Cheloniidae
Source: RefSeq, a predicted model, not a curated record